UGACUAUUGCAUUAAAGCUUAAGUAAUGAUUCUUUUCUUUUCUUUUCUUUCUUAAUAUAUUCACACACACACACACACAUACUUCACACUUAUAUAUAUGGGCAUGCCUUGCUCCUUGAUUCAUUCCAUCACUUUUCUUCCCAACACUCUUGGGUGAGGAAUUGGACACCCAGAAGAAUUGAAUGGCCAUGGAAAAUCAAAAUUUUCUAGAGUAUUGGGUUUUGCCACUACUUAUGAUGCUUUUGUUGGGUCAUUGGAUCUCUGUUCAAGCUGCCCCUUCACCCUCUCUCAUCACUCAACUCCCUGGCUUUAACGCCAAUUUCCCAUCCAAGCACUAUUCCGGGUAUAUAAGUAUUGAUGGAAAUGCUGAAAGUGGGAAGAACCUGUUCUACUACUUUGUUAGUUCAGAAAGUAGUCCAGAGAAGGACCCAGUUGUGCUAUGGCUGAAUGGUGGACCUGGGUGCUCCAGCUUUGAUGGCUUUGUUUACGAGCAUGGACCAUUCAACUUUGAGGCUGCAAAUUCAAAAGGGAAUCUACCCACUUUGCAUAUCAAUCCUUACAGCUGGUCUAAGGUUUCCAACAUUAUAUAUUUGGAUUCCCCUGCUGGUGUUGGGCUCUCUUACUCCAAGAACACAAGCAAAUAUGCCACUGGGGAUCUAGAAACUGCGUCUGAUACCCAUGUUUUCCUCUUAAAGUGGUUUCAGCAAUUUCCGGAAUUCCAGGCUAAUCCAUUUUAUAUUGCUGGAGAGUCUUAUGCCGGAGUUUAUGUGCCUACUCUUGCUUUUGAAGUUGCUAAAGGAAUCCGGAGUGGUACAAAGCCCGUGAUCAAUUUUAAGGGUUACAUGGUUGGAAAUGGUGUCACGGACGAAAUAUUUGACGGCAAUGCUCUUAUCCCAUUUGUGCACGGGAUGGGCCUCAUAUCCGACAGUAUCUAUGAGAAUUUACAAUCUUCUUGCAAAGGAAACUACUACGAUGCUUACUCUUUGGACGAAAAUGAUGUGUGUUACAAGACCAUUGAAAAAGUUGAUAGGGCCAUUGAUGGGCUUAACGUGUACAACAUACUAGAGCCAUGCUACCAUUUCCCCAAUGCUGCCACAGCCAAAGAAAAUGGAACCUUACCAAGGAGUUUCAAGCAAUUAGGAGUUACUGAGAGGCCUCUCCCAGUGAGAAAGAGAAUGUUUGGUAGAGCUUGGCCUUUUAGAGCACCAGUCAAACCUGGUCUUGUUACAUUAUGGCCCCAGUUGGCUCAAACUAGGCACGUCGCAUGUGUUAGUGAUGAAGUAGCAAGUUCAUGGCUAAACAACGUUGCAGUCAGGAAAGCCAUCCAUGCUGAAUCGGAAAAAGUGGCGGGUCCGUGGGAAUUAUGUUCGAGUAGGAUAGAGUACCAUCACAAUGCUGGAAGCAUGAUUCCUUACCACAAGAACCUAACCAGGCUUGGCUAUAGGGCACUUAUUUUCAGUGGCGACCAUGAUAUGUGUGUACCGUUUACUGGAAGUGAGGCUUGGACACGAUCUUUGGGUUACAAGAUUGUGGAUGAAUGGAGGCCAUGGAACUCAAAUAACCAAGUUGCUGGGUACUUGCAAGCGUACGAGAACAACCUCACCUUCCUCACAAUCAAGGGAGCUGGGCACACCGUGCCGGAAUAUAAGCCGCGGGAGGCGUUGGAUUUUUACAGCCGUUGGUUGGAAGGGAAGCUAAUAUAAGGAAAUGCAUCAUGUGGCGUAAAAUAAAACAUACAUGAUCGAUUAUUAAUGAAUAGAAGUUACAGCAGUGUAUUUUAGCUUUUUCGUUAGUGAUUUAUCCUUUACAUUAAAUCAUAUAUGCAUGGGAUUUCGCAAAAAGGAAACAAAAAGAAAUCAUAUGUAAGGGAUUAUUAUUAUUUAACUGUAAUUUGAUUGAUAUAUCAAUCCUUUCGAAGAGAGGAUGUUGGAAGCUUGUAAUAUGAUAAGCAUAAGCCUUUCGUUUUUGUAAGUGCGGGCCAGUCAGC
Molecule: messenger RNA, 1987 nt
Organism: Glycine soja
Lineage: Eukaryota; Viridiplantae; Streptophyta; Magnoliopsida; Fabales; Fabaceae
Product: serine carboxypeptidase-like 20
Exons: 14
Coding region: 183-1703 (506 amino acids)
Biological process (GO): secondary metabolic process; proteolysis
Molecular function (GO): serine-type carboxypeptidase activity; acyltransferase activity, transferring groups other than amino-acyl groups
Source: RefSeq, a predicted model, not a curated record